GUGUUUGUGUGUGUAUGUGUGAAGGAGAACGUGUGUAGUUUCUGAGGGUGCUUUCAGCAUCUCAGAUUUCGCCCACGGUGUUAAAUUACUUAGUGGGAGCUUUAAUACUGCUAGAGACACUCUUGAUUGGGAGUUUUGAUGGGGGAGAGUGAGGGGAGUAAAGAGGCACGGAGCGAAGCUGCCUGGCAGAACAGAGAGGACUUUAAAACUUCUGCAGAGCCGGGAACAUGGAUUAACCAGAAGCCUGUGUCUGAAACUAGUGACUGGCAGCCUGAAUGGUAACCAGGAGGAGGGAAGCCCCAUCAGGAUCCUCAGCGUGGCACCGGUUGAGGUGUCCCUUCUGCCUCCCGAACCAGACUGAGAGUCCAAGCUUCAGCUAACGACAAAGCAGGCAAUGGAGGUGCCACUUGUCAACUUCGAAAACAUGGAUGACGUUGGCAUCAACCUGGGCGACCCGAGCGACUCCGGGUACCCCACCUCUCCAACUUCAGAAGCACCUGACCAGAACCUGUUAACCCACCGGCUAGCUUCUCCUCACCAGUCGCCACGCAGGGGACGUCGCCGGCGUCAGUCUGGUCAGGAUGGGUUGUCACCGUCCACACCUCCAACUCUGACCUCUAAGGCGAACUCCAGCAGUGCCAGCCUGAUCUCAAAUCUGAAGCUCCUGAUCAACAGCGAGUCUCCAACCGACAGUGUCUUCAGUAAGAUACAGAAGGAUUAUUAUGAAAAUGAAGAUCUGUUUGAAAAGCACUGUGUGGAGGGCAAAGAUGAGAAAGUUGUCAUCAAUAUUUCAGGACUGAUGUUUGAAACCCAACUCAGCACCUUGAGUAAGUUUCCAGAGACACUGCUGGGUGACCCUAUGAAGAGGAUAAAUUACUUUGACCCGAUGAGAAAUGAGUACUUCUUUGAUAGAAAUCGACCAUCUUUUGAUGGGAUUCUGUACUACUACCAGUCAGGAGGGAGACUCCGCAGACCAGCCAAUGUUCCCUUAGAUGUUUUUGCUAAUGAAAUUGUUUUCUAUGAGUUGGGYCACGAGGCGAUGGAGCAGUUCCGUGAGGACGAAGGGUUUAUCAAAGAACCUGAGGUCCUUUUGCCCACCAAYGAACUCCAGCGACAGUUCUGGCUUCUGUUUGAAUACCCAGAGAGCUCCAGCGCAGCCAAAUCUGUAGCUCUGGUCUCUGUGUUUGUUAUCGUCAUUUCCAUCUUCAUCUUUUGCCUGGAAACUCUCCCAGAGUUCAGGGACGACACCGAUUUUCCUCCAGGUUUCACCCAAGUGAUCAAYGGCACCCAAGACAGUUCUGUCCCUCGUCCUGCUGCUAAAAACAUCAUGACGUACCUCACAGACCCGUUUUUUAUCGUGGAGACUGUUUGCAUCGUUUGGUUCUGCUUCGAGGCUGGUGUUCGUUUUGUGGUGUGCCCCAGCAAAAGUGAUUUCUUCAACAACAUCAUGAACAUCAUCGACAUCGUGUCCAUCAUUCCCUACUUUGUAACCCUGGGAACUGAGCUGGCCACAACACCAGAUGAYGAUGUGAACUCGGGCCAGAACAUGUCCUUAGCGAUACUCAGAAUCAUCCGACUGGUGAGAGUUUUCAGAAUUUUUAAGCUCUCCCGACACUCGAAGGGUCUCCAGAUUUUGGGUCAGACCUUAAAAGCCAGCAUGAGGGAACUGGGGCUGCUAAUCUUCUUCCUUUUCAUAGGAGUCAUCCUUUUCUCAAGUGCCAUCUACUUUGCAGAAGUGGAUGAGCCCCAGACACAGUUUGUUAGCAUUCCCGAUGGAUUCUGGUGGGCCGUGGUGACGAUGACCACCGUGGGUUACGGAGACAUGUGCCCCAUCACCAUGGGAGGCAAAAUGGUCGGCACUCUCUGUGCCAUUGCUGGUGUCCUGACCAUUGCCUUGCCUGUGCCUGUCAUCGUCUCCAACUUUAACUAUUUUUACCACCGUGAGACUGAGCAAGAGGAGAAACAGGUGAUGGAGGCAGCAGCGGAAGCUGCUCAAAAAAUGUCAGCUGCUAACAAGAGUGGAAGCAGCCUCUCGUUGAACAAAAGUAACGGCGCUUGGCAGAAUGAGAAAAACAGCAUGCACUAAUAGAGAGUUUAUCAUACGGAAGGGCACAAAUGAACAAAAUCAAACAUAUCUGUUAGUUUAUCUUCCUCAUCGUUUUGUAUUCCAAACACACAUAAUUACAGUAUUACAAGGCACUCUGUGGUGGGGUUUUUACACAAGUUGUCUGUCUUUAUGUAGAUGUGUCAAAGUGAAGUGCAAUUAUAACUCAGCAACCACUUUUUCUGUCAGCUGUGAUGAAAAAAAUUAAGUCCAAUUUGAAACGCAUGACUUGUGCUGUAGACAAACAUUUCACCUUGAAUGUUGAAAUACAAAAAAGUGAGUACUGCAGAGAGAGAAAAGGCUUUGCAAGUUGUAAAAUAUUCAUCUGGUCUGAAUUAGUUGAGCUAGUCAAUCCUACUGGAGAAAAUAGACAAAGAUUUCGGUGAUCAAAGCUUUUUAACUGAGCUUGUAUUACAUCAGAGGUUCAUGUUAGUCUCCACUUCAUCGUAUUCAGCAGAAUCAAGAUGGGCCUCGGUGUGGUGUUCAAGGGCAAACAAGUGUGGUGCAAAGGAGAACAUCAGAGWACACACUGUCUUCUCAGCAAAUCUAUAACUGUGAGUGCUCAGCCAGCAGCACCUUCAGUGUUACAAUAUCUGUAAUAAAUAGCUGGCACUGUAGCUUGUCUGCUAUUAUUCUUAGAUAGGAUGUAAAGUAUAAACCAAACCUGCUUCAUGUUGAUGAUAUUCUACAUGCAAUAGUUGCAUGCAGCAAUUGUAGUGAUUAAAAUCACUUGCUUUUCAUCUGUGGGUUUUUGUUGGUUUUUGUUAUUUCAC
Austrofundulus limnaeus is the source of this 2877-nucleotide messenger RNA. Its product is annotated as potassium voltage-gated channel subfamily A member 10. Gene Ontology annotation, cellular component: voltage-gated potassium channel complex; membrane. The transcript has 2 exons. Gene Ontology annotation, biological process: protein homooligomerization; action potential; potassium ion transmembrane transport. Lineage: Eukaryota; Metazoa; Chordata; Actinopteri; Cyprinodontiformes; Rivulidae. The record is from RefSeq and is a predicted model, not a curated record. Gene Ontology annotation, molecular function: protein binding; delayed rectifier potassium channel activity. Bases 395 to 2086 code for a protein of 563 amino acids.